Colletotrichum destructivum is the source of this 1968-nucleotide messenger RNA. RefSeq names its product Putative glutathione synthase, substrate-binding domain, glutathione synthase, alpha-helical. NCBI's taxonomy places the organism in Eukaryota, Fungi, Ascomycota, Sordariomycetes, Glomerellales, Glomerellaceae. The transcript has 4 exons. Gene Ontology annotation, cellular component: cytosol. Gene Ontology annotation, biological process: glutathione biosynthetic process. The record is from RefSeq and is a predicted model, not a curated record. Gene Ontology annotation, molecular function: glutathione synthase activity; glutathione binding; ATP binding. The coding region runs from base 347 to 1906 and encodes 519 amino acids.
CCCAUUUCUCCUCCAGUCUGACAUCCUCAUUGAGAUUCCCACUGUCCGACAUCGUGUCUACUCUGCUCAAGUUAUACACUCAGGCAAGCUGGAUUGUUACCAUUCACAGUUCCUUCCCAGGCUUUGAUGUUUUGUGAGCCCGUAGCCGCAAGCAAAGAUCGAUCCCAGUCAUUCACGUACUCGAUUCAUCUUGCGUUGGCCGACCAUUAUUAAUCACUCAGUCGCACAUCACCAACUCAGCUGGUUCUUACACGUAACCGUGCCGUCGCGGUCUACAGAGGGUUGUCUUUGCUAGUCUGGCCGUUUUCUCCCAUCUUUUACAUAUACCGAACACAGUUCCAUCGGCAUGGCGACUUCAACCCUUACCAAGGAGCAGUACCCGCCUCGGCUGUCUCAGGCAGAGCAGAACGCCCUUGUACAGACUGUGAAGGACUGGACCAUUGGCAACGGCCUGUCCGUCCGCCCGCCCGCUAACGUUGUCUCACCCGAGUCGGACCCCAAGGGCAUUCUGGCAGUCAACGUCCCCGUUACGCUUUUCCCUAGCCCGUUUCCUCGGUCGUGCUUCGAGCAGGCCAGGUCUGUUCAAAAGACUUACAACGAGCUCUACGCCGCCAUAAGCAGGGAUGAGGACUUUCUGAGCGCAAUGGUGAACGAAGUAAAGGGUGGCGACGAUUUUAUCAGCAAAUUGUGGGAUACCCAUGUUCGAGUGAAGAAGGAGGGGUACACCCAGCAACUCUCUCUGGGGUUGUUCAGAUCCGACUACCUCGUCCACCAGGACACCACGUCAGGCGAGCCCAAGCGCCAGGUCAAGCAAGUCGAGUUCAAUACCAUAGCCGCGUCCUUCGGGGGUCUCUCUUCACGGACCUCACUACUGCACAAGUUCCUCUCCGUAGCAGAGUACCCCCUUCUGGAGAACCCCAUCGAGUCCGGCUCCCUCGAGCUGCCCGAAAACAAGAGCGUCCAGGGUCUCUCUGGCGGUAUCCGCGCCGCCUUCAACGCCUAUGGCCCCUCGGAGCUCGGCCACAAGAAGUGUGUCAUCUUCGUCGUUCAGGGCGGCGAGAGGAACAUCUUUGACCAGCGCCACCUCGAGUACGCCCUCGCUAGUUCCCCCGACGACCCCGUCCCCGUCUUCCGUAUCCCCUGCUCUGAGCUCCUGCAACACACCGAGGUCGCCGCCACACCCAAGCGGCAGCUUCUGUACAAACUGCCCCGGGACCCGUCCAAGGUCUUCGAGGUCGCCGUCGCCUACCUGCGGUGCUGGUACGACCCUUCCGACUACCCGGACGAGAGCGCCUGGGAGGCCCGCUACCACCUUGAAAAGUCGGCGGCCGUCAAAUGCCCGACGGUCCUGACGCAGCUCGCGGGCAGCAAGAAGAUCCAGCAGGUCCUGGCUACGCCGAGGUCGGGAUCGUCGCCUUCGGUUUUGGGCCGGUUCAUCCCCGACGACGCACCCCAGACGGCUGAGGUCUUCCAGACGUUCACCAACAUCUUUCCCAUGGAUACCUCCGAGGCCGGUCUCAAGGCUCGCAAAAUCGCCCAGGACCCCGAGCUCUGCAGGAACUACGUCCUCAAACCGCAGAGGGAGGGCGGCGGCAACAACCACUACCGCGAGGACAUCCCCGAGUUCCUGAAGAAGACGCCGGAGACGCACUGGGGUUCGUACAUCCUGAUGGAGCUGAUAACACCGCCCAAGCAGGACAAUGUCAUCCUCCGGAACGGUAACCUCGAGGAGGGCGGUGUCAUCUGCGAGCUCGGCAUUUACGGCACGGCCGUGUGGGACCAGAGCACCGGGGAGGUUGUCCACAACGAGGAUGCGGGCUACCUGCUUCGCACCAAGGGCGACACCAGCAACGAGGGUGGUGUUGCUGCUGGCUUUGGCUGCAUGGAUAGCUGUACACUUGUCUGAUGGGGAGUGGAUUGCCCACUGGUGAGAGACUAGAGCGUAGAACCUCGGAAUGACAAACCAUU